Messenger RNA from Pneumocystis jirovecii RU7, 2223 nucleotides. RefSeq names its product RNA-dependent ATPase HCA4. Gene Ontology annotation, biological process: rRNA processing. NCBI's taxonomy places the organism in Eukaryota, Fungi, Ascomycota, Pneumocystomycetes, Pneumocystales, Pneumocystaceae. Gene Ontology annotation, molecular function: ATP binding; nucleic acid binding; RNA helicase activity. The transcript has 7 exons. The record is from RefSeq and is a predicted model, not a curated record. Gene Ontology annotation, cellular component: nucleus. Bases 1 to 2223 code for a protein of 740 amino acids.
AUGAAAACUCAUAAAAGAUCUAAAGAAGCACGAGGAGCUUCAAGAAAAGCAUAUUUUGAAAAAUUAAAUGAGUUAGAGCAACGUAUUGUUGAAUUUGACUUAUCAAAAGAUGUAAAUUUAUUUUCAGAGCUUCCAUUAUCUGAACAAACAGCAGAAGGAUUAAAGGAAAAUCACUAUAUAAGACUCACAGAUAUACAAAAGAAGGCUAUUCCAGUUGCAUUGUCGGGCAGAGAUGUUUUAGCAGCAGCAAGAACAGGCAGUGGCAAGACAAUUGCAUUUUUGGUUCCAGUUUUGGAAAACUUGUUAAGGAAGAAAUGGAGUAUUUAUGAUGGUCUUGGAGCGUUAGUUAUUUCACCGACAAGAGAAUUAGCAACACAGAUAUUUCAAGUGCUUUGCAAGAUUGGAAAGAAACACAAUUUUUCUGCAGGUCUUGCUAUUGGGGGGAAAGAUUUGCAAGAAGAAGCACAAAGGAUAUCACGAAUGAAUAUUAUGAUUUGUACACCGGGAAGAAUUCUUCAACAUAUGGACCAAACGUCUGGGUUUGAUGUUAGCAAUCUUCAAAUACUUGUUUUAGAUGAAGCAGAUUGCAUUUUAGACAUGGGAUUUCAAAAAACAAUUGAUGCUAUUAUAGAAAAUAUACCAAAAAAUAGACAAACAUUGCUUUUUAGUGCGACACAAACAAAAAGGGUUAAAGACCUUUCUCGAUUGUCCCUUAGAAAUCCAGAUUAUAUAGCCGUUCAUGAAAAAGAAGCUAGUUCUACACCGCCGACACUUGAGCAAUAUUAUUCUAUUGUUUUGCUUCAUGAAAAAAUUAAUGCUCUUUUUAGUUUUUUAAGAACAAAUUUAAAAGCAAAAGUAUUAGUUUUUAUGAGUACUAGUAAACAGGUACGUUUUAUUUAUGAAGUUUUUAGACGUUUGCAACCUGGUAUUCCACUUUUGCAUAUUUAUGGAAGAAAAAAACAAAUAUCAAGAAAUCUUAUAACAUCUCGAUUUUCUACUGCAAAAUAUGCAGUUAUGUUUUGUACAGAUAUUGCAGCACGUGGUCUUGAUUUUCCAAUGGUAGAUUGGGUUUUACAAUUUGAUUGUCCUGAGAAUGCAGAUACAUAUAUUCACAGAGUUGGUAGAACUGCAAGAUUUGAUAAGAAUGGAAAAGCUCUUAUGUUUCUUUGCCCGAGUGAAAUAAAAAUUUUAGAACAUUUGGUAAAAAAAAAAGUACAAAUACAGGAAAUUAAAACAAAAAAUUCAAAAAAAAUAGAUAUUUCAAAACAACUACAACAUAUAUGUUUUAAAGAGCCUGAAAUAAAAUAUUUAGGACAAAGAGCAUAUAUAAGUUAUUUAAGAAGUAUUUAUCUUCAAAAAGAUAAAGAAGUGUUUAAGCUUGAAGAUUUAUCCAUUGAAGAAUUUUCAUCAAAUAUGGGGCUUUUGGGUGUUCCAAAAAUUAUGUUUUCAAAUAAUAUAAAUAAUAAAGUUUUAAAAAAUAUGCCUAAAAAAUUACAAACAUAUUUAAAUAAUGAAAAUUUAAAAAAAGAAAAUCAGACUGAUAAAAAAGAAACAGUUAAAACUAAAUAUGAUAAAAUGUUUAAACGUGUAAAUCAAAAUGUUAUAUCCGAACAUUAUAAAAAGAUGGUAGAAGACACUGAUUCAUCGAUUAAUAAUAAUUCUACUGAUGAUGAAAAUUUCAUGAAAAUAAAAAAAGUAGAUAAUGAUUUAAACCAAGAAUUCAUAGAAAAUAAUUUUAAUAUUUCUUCAAAACGAAAACAAAAAAUAGCCACAUCAAAGAAAGCAAUGCUUAAAUAUCGUCCAAAAGGGAUAAAAUUAAUAUAUGAUGAUGAUGGGAAUACACAUGAUGUCUAUAGAUUUCAAGAUGAGGCAUCAUUUCACAAAGUAGGGACUGUUGAUGAUCAAAAAACAAAAUACCUUGAAAAAGAAAAAGAAAAAAUGCUGGAAAAUGAUAUUUUAGAUAAAAUAGAAACAAAGGAAAAAAGACGUCAAAAAAGAAAAAGAAUUUUAACAUUAGAAAAAGAAAACAUUACAGAAGAGAGUAUUGAUGAUGAUACUGAGUCUCAGUUUUCAUCUAAUACUGCAAAUGUUCCAAGAAAAAAACAUAUAAAAUGGUUUGAAAACGAUUUACAUUUAAAAAACUCUUCCGUAAUAGAAGUUGAUCAUUUAGAUACACUUGAAGAUCAUGAAAAUCUUGCUUUAAAAUUAUUAAAUGUCCACUAG